This is a messenger RNA of Fusarium musae, 765 nucleotides long. RefSeq lists its product as uncharacterized. Gene Ontology annotation, biological process: regulation of translational fidelity. The transcript has a single exon. Gene Ontology annotation, molecular function: double-stranded RNA binding; tRNA binding; nucleotidyltransferase activity. The record is from RefSeq and is a predicted model, not a curated record. NCBI's taxonomy places the organism in Eukaryota, Fungi, Ascomycota, Sordariomycetes, Hypocreales, Nectriaceae. Gene Ontology annotation, cellular component: cytoplasm. The coding region runs from base 1 to 765 and encodes 254 amino acids.
AUGACUAGCAACCUCUCAUCUCGAAUUACACCGCGGCCUGGCGAGCUUCCAGACGCAAAGCGGGACGCUCUCAGGGCCUUCGAAGUUUUGAAAGAGGGCGGCGUCAUAAUCGCCCCAACGGAUGUCGGAUACGGUAUGAUGGCCGCAAGCGCCGAGGCGAUCGAACGUAUCUUCAUCGCCAAGAAGCGAAAAGCAGGACAUUCCAUGGGCGUCAUUGGAACAUACGACCUUCUCAAGCGACUAUACGAUCUUCCAGAUGAGAAAUACACCAUCGUCCGAACGUUCACAGAAGAAUUAGGAUUGACGGUUGCUUUCGUUGGAAAGAUGAAAGAGUCAGCGCAUGAGCUCAUCCCGAAUGUUGAGCGGGUUGUCAAGAACGGUACUUUAGGUUUCGCAAUCGGCGAAGGUCCUUUCUCACGGGAACUUGCGCGGCUAAACGAUGAGAAUGGUUUGGUUAUGGUAGGCAGCAGUGCCAACCUCACGGAUCAAGGACAGAAGUUUCGAGUUGAAGACAUUGAGUCUGAGAUUAUUGAAGCAGCUGAUUUGGUUGUCAACUACGGUCGGCAGAAGUGGCAUUUGUAUGGGAGGGCUGGGACUAUCUUGGACUUGAAUAAUGAACGUGUCUUGAGGAUUGGGGCAAACUAUGAGAAUAUAAGGGAGAAGUUGAUUGAUUUGUUCGGAUGGAGUGCUCCAGAAGAUCCGGACUACGAUAUGACCGGGAAGAAGACGAUUGGCUUCUCAAUCAAGGGAGAUUCAGGCAGUUAA